Molecule: messenger RNA, 936 nt
Organism: Talpa occidentalis (Iberian mole)
Lineage: Eukaryota; Metazoa; Chordata; Mammalia; Eulipotyphla; Talpidae
Product: olfactory receptor 6C76-like
Exons: 1
Coding region: 1-936 (311 amino acids)
Biological process (GO): G protein-coupled receptor signaling pathway
Cellular component (GO): membrane
Molecular function (GO): G protein-coupled receptor activity; olfactory receptor activity
Source: RefSeq, a predicted model, not a curated record
AUGAAAAAUCAUACAUCUGUGACAGAGUUCAUUCUUCUUGGGUUGACCGAUGACCCAAAACUAAAUAUUUUGAUUUUUCUCUUUCUCUUUGUCACAUAUAUACUGAGUAUAACUGGAAACCUGACAAUUAUCACCCUUACCCUGGUGGAUGUACACCUCAAAACUCCUAUGUAUUUCUUCCUUAGGAAUUUCUCUUUCCUGGAAAUCUCAUUCACAACAGUGACUAUUCCGAGAUUUCUGGUCAGCCUUGUAACAGGGGAUAAGACCAUUUCCUACAAUUCAUGCAUGACCCAGGUAUUUUUAUUCAUACUCCUUGGUUCAACAGAAUUUUUCCUCUUGACAGUUAUGUCCUAUGAUCGAUACGUAGCUAUCUGUAAACCGUUGCAUUAUACGACGAUAAUGAACAACAAAGUCUGCAACCAGCUUGUGAUCAGUUGCUGGCUGAUUGGAUUUAUCAUUAUCUUUCCAGCUCUAGUACUGGCUCUUCAACUGGAUUUCUGUGACUCCAAUAUCAUUGACCACUUUACCUGUGACUCUUCUCCUUUAUUUUUGAUCUCCUGCACAGACACAGCCUUACUGGAGCUCAUGGGGUUUUUCCUGGCAGUAUUAAUAAUCGUGGUAACCUUAAUACUAGUCAUCAUUUCCUAUGCAUUCAUCCUCAAGACCAUUCUGAGAAUCCCUUCUGCUGAGCAAAGGAAAAAAGCCUUUUCCACUUGUUCCUCACACAUGAUUGUCGUGUCCAUUUCUUAUGGAAGUUGCAUUUUCAUGUAUGUCAAAACUUCGGCAAAGGAAGGAGUGGCUUGGACCAAGCGGAUAGCCGUGCUCAAUACCUCUGUGGCCCCAAUGCUGAAUCCUUUCAUUUAUUCCUUGAGGAACCAGCAAGUAAAGCAAUCCUUUAAGAACUUAGUCAAAAAAUGUUGCUCAAAUAAAUUUUAA